AUGAGUUCUGUGAUUGUAUUGGAUUCCUCGGACGAAGAUGAGGUGCCAACAAAAAAAGCGUUUAUUGCUCCAUCAAUUCCAGCCACGAUAACACCCAUAAAGGGAACGGCUACAAAAUGUUCUGCAAAUGUGGCAACAAAUCAACUAAAACAUAAGAAAACAAAACCACGUCCAAUUCCCAGCGGCAUAACAAUCACCCGACGCAGUCCUGUUGAUGUUGGUUCAUCCAAUAUUACUAACAGCAAUUCUGUUGGCCGAAUUACUGUGUCUAAUAUUACUGAGACAGCAGCAAAAAUUUCGGCGGAAACAGUAGCUGCAACCAGUAAAUUAAUUUUGUCAAAGACUGCAGCGACAAGUCUUUUAAAAAUUAAUGCAAAUACUGCAAUAACCAGUUUGAAAGAAAGACAAACACCCACGCCACCAAGGCAUUUAACACAAACGCUAAACAUAAAACAACACCCACAACAACAGCAGGUUGCGAGCAAACAGCAGCAGCAGCAACAACAAUUACCACAUUUAUCACAAUUACCGCAACUACAGCCAUCACCGUCUGUGCUACGUAAGCGCUUAUCGACAGCAUCGUCACCUACCCAACAAUUGCAAAUGCCACCCCAGCAACAACCACAGCCACCAAAGUUGCAGAAAUCAAAACAGCAGCAGCAUAAUCCGCCAAAAUUGCAACUGCAAAAACAACAGCAUACGCUGAAACUUGAUUCACAAGUGCGAAAAAUAAGUACACCACCCGCUACGAUCGGUCCUAGCAACAUUACAACAACUUCCACAUCAAGUACUACGCUGAUGCCAUUAAUCUCGUCCGUGCAAUCGAUGGCAGCUGGCGCAACACCACCGCUUCAAUUGCUAGCCACCCCACCACAUAGUGCGGCUACAACGUUCAGUGACCAUCAGUUGUUCAGCCCAAAAUUGAUGCAUACAACAUGUAGUUUGCCGCCGUCCACAUCGGUUACAGCGGCGCGCACACAAUUGGCCAGCAGCAUUAAUACAAACAUCAACAACAAUACGAACAACAGCAGCAAUACUAGCAAUAAUAAUAAAAAUAUUAAUAAUAACUUUAAAAUUAUGUUACCACCAAAAAAUAGCAAUAACAAUGUUGUUAGUGUAAAUCUAACGGCGACAUCGACAGCUUCGGCAUCCGCAGCUAGUUUAUUAGCCACACCAGUCGCAUUGCAACAAUCAUGUUCCGGACCACGCAUCGCAUAUGUAAAUAGUCUUGCCACACAAAUGAGUCCAACGAUUAACAAAGCAAAUAGCAAUAGUUUGUUAAAUUAUCCACCAAAAGUCAAAACUUCGGCAGCACCUGUAGUUCCAAUAGCAAUCACACCGGCCACGUCGCUAGUAACGUUGGGCAUCACUACAGCUUCAGCCUCAAUUACAACAACACCGGCUUCUACAAAUGCACAAGCAGGAGGUGUUCGUCGUGUUAAGCCGACAACAUUAUUACGUAAAAACGACGAAGCAUGGCUAAAACGCGCCGCUACAACAACCACAGCCGCUAAAAAUUUUAAAGAUGAUGAUUUAGUAUUAGAACUAUUGCCACAUACGAGCAAUACUAAAACGACGUCUGUGGAACCAGUUAAAAAUGCGACAAAGACGCAAUUAUUAAAAACUUCUAAAGCGCCAGAGGCAACAGCAAAAUCCACUUUUAUUAAAUCUACUUUUCCACUGAAAAUAGACUUAACAGAAUCACCUGAAAAGACAAACACUUCGCGUCGCAAUGAAAUUAUUACAAUUUCACCAACAAUAUCACCAACACAAACAAAAUCGUUGAAAAAUAAGUCCAACACUUCAAUUUCCAACGGUGAAGCUAAAAUACAACAACAACCUGCUAAAUGUACAACUCCGAUUGCUAAUGAAAAAAUUGGCAAAACGACUGAAGAGCGACUGCCGCUCACCAGUGAUUAUGAGGAGUUGUUAAAGGUGUGCCGCGAAGCGGACACAUCGGCGGAUAUGGAAAAGCUUGUCAAAACGAAAUUAAUUAAAUAUUAUUAUAACGUACAUCCCGAUUUCGUGCGUUCUAAGGGCUUUGGCAAGAACUUACGUACGGUUAUAACAAAUAUACAAAAAGAACCGGAUUUAGUAUAUUUACACCUAAAGACAAUAGUUGAUGAGCUGAAAGUACGUAGUAAGAAUAAGGAAACAUUACUGCCGGCGUUGAUAAAAGACGAAGAGAAAAGUGAUAGUCCAAGUGGUGAGAAGGAUAAAGAAAAAGACACUGCUGUUGGCGGCGAGGACAAUGGACCACCUGUUGAUGACAUUAGCAGUACUGGCAAUAAACAUACCGAUGAGCAGAUCAAGAAGUUGAAUAAAGCAUUGUAUAUACUAACAAAGCGUAUUGAGGUAUUAGAAUCUGCUGAGGUGGAUUGGGAUGAAGAAGAUUCCAGUUAUCUGCAAGUGGAACGUUUCAAAAAACGCGCAUGUCAGAUAUACGAGAAAAUUUGUGAUCUUACCGGUGAGAGCAAGAAUGCACAUCGUUUGGUAAAAAAGCCCAUACAUUUUAAUGGCACAACGUAUACGCAGUUCAAUAAGACAUUGCAGGCGUACAUAAAUCGCACGAAGGAGUUUCCUGACUAUUUCGACGUGCUUCGUAUGCUCGAGCACUGCAAUCGACAGUAUGAUUAUGCUUUGGCAAAUUUCGAAAUGAAGCGCAUCGCGCACGAUGCCUUCGUAAAGGUUGGAAAGUUGUUGCAGUCGCGUCGUAAAACAGACCUCUAUGAGACCGUAACACAUUUUACAGCACACGAAAAGGAUCCGGCCACCAUUGAUGCGUCGCUGCAAGCAAAACUAUGUGAGAAUCAGAAGAAACGCACACGCAUUAGUGACGUGAUUGAAAAAUAUGCGCGCGAACAAGAUAUGAUCAAGGAGGAAUUAAAGGAAGCACGUCAGGCAAAAGUUGCAAAAGUAACAAAUGAAGAUAAUGCUGAGGAUGACGAUGCGGUUGCUAGUACCAGUGCCAAUGCGGCGAAAAUUGCGGCGUUGCGGAAAAGCAAACACAAAAACGAAAGUGGCGAUAUUGGAAGUAAUAAUGAUAGGAGAAAAGACAACGAUGAUACAUUAGAUACUGACGAAGAAGAUGAUGAUGAUGAUGAAGAUGAGGAGGACGAUGAAGAACAAGUGAAUGGUAGUGAUUUAGAGGCCGAUGUAGAGAAACUAGCUAAUGGUAUAUUGUCAGACGUUGAAUCAGAUAUUGAAAUUGUUAUAAACAGUUCCACAGAAGAAGCGAAAGAAAGAGUUGAGGAAGAUGCUAAAACACCAGUUAACAAAACUUCAACCGAACUUUCAUCAACUGAUAAUUCGGCGAGCACAAAAACGAAAACUGUAGCUAAAACAGAUUUGGUGAACACACAAAAAGCUGUCACAGUUACAAAAACUGAUAAAGAAAGCAGUGCGGCAAUACAAACAAAUUAUACUGUAAAUAACAAUUUGGUGAGACAAAAGACUGCAGAUCCAUUAUCCAACGAUCAACAAAAGGCCACCCUCAAGUCUACUACGGCAGCAAACGACAUUGAUGGCAGACAAACGACGAUAGCCAUAGCAAAUGGGCGUACAAAGCUUGGUGUCACACAAAGCAACGCCAAUAAUCCUACAGCUAUAGCACAAGCAGCAACUAUAAAAAUUGUUUCCGUUUCCAGCUUAAAAAAUGUAAAUAUUAUGGAUAGUGAAGACAGUAGUAUAGAUAGAAUGACGACAAAUCGCACUACGGUGCAGACGAGAAUGCAAACCCCAAAUACAACUGUGAAAGAAAUAAAACGGCAGCGCACAGUGGCAGAAAUAGUAAUUUCCGAUGAGGAAUCGUAGUUAUGGCUGAAAGCGUUGCAACAACUUACCUAAGUUGUCUGCACAAAAGCUACUAAAUAUAUUGUGUGUGUGUAUAUAGAGGGCAUAGUAGCAUAGCUAUUGUUUAACAUUAAGGUGAAAUUAAUUUAUUUAAUUUGCAAACCAAAUAGUUUACAGCGCUACUCUCAUGUAGAAAUCUAACUUAGCCGAUUUGUACAAUAAUGUAAAAUUUUUAAGAACAACUUAACUAAACAUAACUCCAAAAACUUGCUAUCUUAAUUAAUUCAACUUUUAUUAAUUCAUUUGAAUAUGUACUUUUGCCAUACCUUGCAACUCGAAUUGCUUUUUUGUGCGAAAGUAGCUAAAUAUCUCUUUCGGAGCCCUAUACUUAUACAUAUAUGUAGGUUGUAAAUAGACUUUAGGAUCACACAUAUACAUACAUACGUAUACUUUUGUUAAACAAUUUUUUUUAUAAAGAAAUCGUGACAUAUUUAUUUACUUGAAUUAAUUAAGCUGUUUUCGUGAUAGGCCUGAGCAAAAAAAUAUAUUUUUGCGGAAUUCAAACGUACUCAAUUUUGCAUUUGGUAUUUCCAUUAUACUUUUUCAUAGCAAUAUAGUACCGAUCAUGUGCGGUGUGGUUAUGUAAAAGAUAUACCCUGUGGUAACACUUUGCUAGUUGACAUUUGACACAUCCAUCUUUAUAUUGCGCGUAGGCACUAAAAAAUUAAAUUUGGCAAUUAUGCACAUUCUAUUAUAACAAUAACAAAA
Molecule: messenger RNA, 4560 nt
Organism: Bactrocera tryoni
Lineage: Eukaryota; Metazoa; Arthropoda; Insecta; Diptera; Tephritidae
Product: daxx-like protein
Exons: 5
Coding region: 1-3813 (1270 amino acids)
Molecular function (GO): histone binding
Source: RefSeq, a predicted model, not a curated record